This is a messenger RNA of Symbiodinium necroappetens, 1155 nucleotides long. The record is from the annotation of a GenBank genome assembly. Lineage: Eukaryota; Dinophyceae; Suessiales; Symbiodiniaceae.
AUGGCGACGGACGGCAAGCAGAGCACAGCGAGGAGAGACCUGCUUCAGCAGAUUGAAGCUGAUGUGCAGAAGAAGUGGGAGAAGCAGAAGAUCUUCGAAUGUGAUGCUCCUGACAGCAGCAGCGAGAAGUUCAUGUGUACUUUCCCGUAUCCGUACAUGAAUGGCCUGCUACACAUCGGCCAUGCUUUCUCCUUGACGAAGGCAAUCUUUGCCGCGCACUUCAAUCGCUUGCUUGGAAAGAAGGUCUUAUUCCCUUUCGGCUUCCAUUGUACAGGCAUGCCAAUCCAGGCUGCAGCCAACAAGCUGGCGAGGGAGUUCGAUGUGUAUGGCAAGCCAUAUCCAAUCUUUCCGCCCGGACGUCCGCAGCCCAAGGAGUCGUCGCCCGACGUCAUUGAGAUCGAUGAUGAUGGCGUCACCAUGCAGUGGAAGCCCCCAGCAUCGACGGGCAAGAAGGCCGUCAAAGAGUAUGUCGUGCACAUGAAGGUCCAGGAUCAAGACUUCAAGGUCGUCAAGAAAAUGCAACCCCCGAGCCCCGAGGAACUCAAGGCGGCUGGCAACAAAGUCCGGACUGUUCUGCCCAUCGAGGGUGGAGGUUGCGUCUACAAGGCAGGUGCAUUGUUAGCGGUCUUCUGGCCUGGCCGAGCUGGCUCUUCGGAACACAAGGUCAUCGCCGUCUUGGAGGACGGCUCUUCAUGUCCCCCCAGCCCAGAGUCAGAUCAAGUUUCUGUUGAUGCAGCACCCAAAGACAAGAAGAGUGGCGCUGCAGGUGGAAAGCGUGUAGCAAAGAAAAUCCUUGCCAAGAGCGGUGACGCAGCAUUCCAGUACGAGAUCAUGAAGGCAAUGGGUCUGUCUCCUGAAGACAUUCCGAAGUUCGUUGAUCCUUCAUACUGGCUGCAGUAUUUUCCGCCUCUUGGUGUCCGUGACCUGAAACGCCUGGGCACACCAGUCGACUUCCGCCGAUCGUUCAUCACGACAUCUGCGAACAGCUUCUACGAUAGUUUUAUCCGUUGGCAAUUCAGGAAGCUGAAGCAAUCCGAAAAGAUUGGGUUUGGAAAGAGACCGACUAUUUACAGUGAGGUGGAUGGGCAGGCAUGCAUGGACCACGAUCGAGCAGAAGGCGAGGGUGUUGGACCCCAGGAGCGGAAAGUUUCAUAG